Molecule: messenger RNA, 1594 nt
Organism: Branchiostoma belcheri (Belcher's lancelet)
Lineage: Eukaryota; Metazoa; Chordata; Leptocardii; Amphioxiformes; Branchiostomatidae
Product: carbohydrate sulfotransferase 1-like
Exons: 3
Coding region: 22-1503 (493 amino acids)
Biological process (GO): sulfur compound metabolic process; N-acetylglucosamine metabolic process
Molecular function (GO): N-acetylglucosamine 6-O-sulfotransferase activity
Source: RefSeq, a predicted model, not a curated record
GUAGGUACUCCAAGAAGAAACAUGGCGACAUGGCUAUGGCGGAGGGGCACCAAAAGAAGCUUUUUCUGUCUCCUAGCCGUAGCCAUUUUCCUCCACUCUGUCCUGACUGUUCGCUUAUCAUAUGUCGCCUUAUGGAAAGGAUUCGACACGAUGGAGAGGACCCAACAUGGUGGUUACAGUUGUCAGCAGUCACGUGAACCUACGGGGCUGCAACGAUUGGUUCUAAUGAAUCGCGUUCCCGCCAAAAUGUUCUCGGCUGAGGCAAGUCCAGGUCGUCCGUCUGUUCCCCCGUCUCCUGGGCGGUCUCCCCGCGUGUCUUUCUCUCCGAACCGCCCUCAGCAAGCUCCGGUGGUCCUGGAAGACUUAGUCUCUCCUGAAGAACCCCCCGUCUCUAAAAUCGCGGCGUUAAUUCUAUCCUAUAGCAGCGAUGAAUCUUUAAUUCUAGGCGAAAUGUUCAACCAGCAUCCCGACUUCUUUUACAUGUUCGAACCCCUCCAUCCGCUAGAAGUCGCUGCCAGAAGUAGGAACACUACAGACCGUCUGAAGGUCAGGAUCUUACACGACGUCAUCUCGUGUAACUUUUCGGCAUGGGGGAACCACUUCAAGACCUAUUUCAAAGAUGAGGACUUUGGGGGAUGGCAAAAUAGCAGAGACAUUCAACAGGCGUGUUCUAUCUCGGAGAAGUACUUCAAGUUGAACCUUCGGAAAAGAUGUCCUAUACUGGACCAGGACAUCCCGACUGUCCUUCGUGCAAUCUGCGUGAGGCGGAAGCAUUCAGCAGUGACGUUCGCACAGACCAGAAACCUCGUAAGUCUAGCGACACUUCUCCGUGAGCCAGAUCAGGGAGCCCCGUCUGAGGCCGUGAGCGGGGGGCUGAGUGCGGAGGACAGGCAGCUGCUGUGGGAGGAGGGUCUGUCUCCUGUUAUCUCUGGAGGAGAACCCGCCGUUCGGACCAGCCGAAGCCCAGAUGUAAGGCUGCUGCUGAUUGUGCGAGACCCGCGCGCCUGGGUGACGUCACGGCUUCGGCAGCUCUACAAGACUGUCACGAGGUUCCAUCCCGGUCACGUGACUGCCGCUAGACCACAGGACUACUGUGAUUGGGUGCUGCAGAUGACUCGGUACGACACGGGGAACGAGAACGGCACAGGGGCCAAACCACUCGGACUGCGGGGGAGGUUCGCCGUGGUGAGGCACGAAGAUGUCGUCGCCAGACCUCAGCAGAUAGCCCGCAAGGUUUACAGCUUUGUGAACCUCCCGCUGCACCCAGGCGUCCUGACAUGGCUACAGGAAAACAUGGAGGACAACAGGACGUCACGUGGCAUGUCUAGUAUAAUUAGCCAGACAAACCUACAGGACCCUGUGAACGGUUGGCAGACGGCGCUAGGGUUUGGUGCCGUCAAAAGGAUUCAGGAAAUAAAGAGUUGUAAGACAGUCAUGGACAUGUUCGGCUAUAAGAUCGUUCACGUGGCGGACUUGAACAGAACAGCUGAGCCGAAAACAUGACGACUUCCCACACUGAUAUCAAAGGCAUCCACUCAUAUACUAUAUAGAUAGUAGUUUGUAGUAAGAAAUGUAUCAUCAAUACAUGACCAUA